Molecule: messenger RNA, 3869 nt
Organism: Mytilus trossulus (common blue mussel)
Lineage: Eukaryota; Metazoa; Mollusca; Bivalvia; Mytilida; Mytilidae
Exons: 4
Coding region: 1801-2643 (280 amino acids)
Source: RefSeq, a predicted model, not a curated record
CAGAAACACUUUUCAAGAAAAAGCACUGUCAAUGAGUAUGGUAUUUCCAAACCAGUUGUUGAAAAUCCACAGAAAUAUAGCCAUGUUGAAUCUUCACAUAAUGACAUUCCAGCUGAAAUUUGUCUGUUGGAUCCUGUAUUUGUAAAUCCCAAUUCUAUUGACAGCAUCGUAUUAGUUCUACGACAUAUUGGUAAAAAAGGAAGAAUUUCUAAAUAUUUGAAAGACGAUGAUGAAACCCCAAAAAGAUUUUGGACAUUCGUUUGCUGUGACGGGCUUCCGCAUGGAUUGGUACGAAGAGUUGUUGAAGAGUACUUUGUAUGCUUAGAAUGUGAAGAAGGAUUUUUAGGUAUUAAGAAUGUUGAAGAUCAUGAAGUCAAAGCACAUCCUAAUACAAGAUCACGAUAUGUUCAAGAAUUUGAUUGGGUAUUCCUUAUUUGUGGUGAUGGUCAUUAUGAAAUGAACCUUAUGAAGAGCUUUAUGGAAUUGAACUGGAAUGUAUGCAUGAAAUCAUUAGUUGAGGUAAUGGGAUUUAGAUCUGAAAAGGCCCAGAAAUCAGCAUUGGCAUGUUCUGACAACCACAAGACAUGGCAACUCAUCAUGAUAUUUCAUUUAGGUACAAUUUUAGAGUUGGUCAAGCCAUAUGUUGAAAAAUGUCUACAUGAAAAGCAUGAUCCUAGUCCUCAAGACUACAUUUCAUAUGUAAAGACAAAAAGUGACAAUGCGAAUUAUCUGUAUCUAUUUGAAAUGGUAUGUAGGUAUACUCAAGCUAUCAUAAAUAUAAGAAUGGCUGUGAGACGCAACAAUUACAUUCUUCUGCAAGCAGGAAAAUUUAUGAGUAAGGAGCUCUUUCAUGGAAGGAACCAUCCCAAAUACCAAGACAUUGAAGUAUUUGAUCAUUUUGUACAUCAGCUAAUGCCAGUUGAACUAAAAACACAUUUUGCCUCUCACUGUAGUCUAUCCAAAUCAGGGAAUAAGAGCAAAGGUCAAGGGUUUGACUUCAUUCUUGAAGAAGAAAAUAAAUCUGUAAAGACAUGGUUGAAACGAGGUGUUCCAACUGAAAAAGUAUGGUUGUCAACUUGUAGAAAUAAUCAAUCACUGAAACAGAUUAAAAAAUCUGUAACCAGUAUUGUAGGAAGCGUAUAUGAGGACUUGCAUGGAAAAGAACCAGAUUUAGAAGCUCCUAUAAAUGAGUGGAGACUACGCCUUCGACAAACUGGUUAUAUAAGUGACCAAAAACAUGGACCAGUAUUAACAUCAAUUUCAGCUGAUAUUCUAGAUCAAGAACUGUUGUAUUUUACAAGAGAAUCAAAUAGAAAGAGAGGUUAUCGAAUAAUGGAUAUGCUUUUACAUCAGCCACCACCAAAUGAUCCAUCCAUUCACCAUCCUGUCUACAUUCUUCCAUCAGAGAGAGAAAAAUAUUUGUCUGUUGAUUCACUUACAAUUCAAGAGAUUGACAACAAAAUUUUAGAUACAAUUGAUGAUCUUGAUGAAAUUAAUAAGCUCAUGUUCCUUGAUUUAUAUAGGGAAAUGAUAAGAAGUAAAACCACUCGGAAGGAGGAUCAUAUAAAGUUUUUGGAGGAAAUAUCAACUGCUGCUGCUUAUCUUGACAGUGUAGAUGGGGAUAGUAAUUUCUUAAAUGAAGAGUUGGAGAACUUAUAAUGCUAGUGUGAAGGAAUUGAUGACCCUAUUUAUAACCUUGUGAUUGCAGCAGAAAAUCAGGAAAAUUAUUUAGUGUUUGCAGAAGAUGAUGGGUUACAAAAUGAAGGCAAUAUUAUAGAUAUCCACCUAAAUAAUAUAGCUAUGGACACAGUAAAUGACGAAGAUCUAGAUGCACCUUCUCUUCAUGACUUGGCUGUUGAUACUUUAGGAGGAGAAUCUACCAUUAUGCCGAUUUCUAUUGACAUAGUUGAUAGUAAUGAGGUGGACUUAGGAGAUGACGUAAUGCCUGAAGAGUUGAGUCCAGUUAUACCAACACCAUCAACCUUUAUGUUAGAUGCAGUAGAAGAAGUGCCAUCAACCUCAAAAACACCAAGUCCAAGAAGAAAAAGAAACCAAAAGGGCAAGUUUAUGAGCAAACAAAAUGGUACGCCCACGCAGAUGGAAAGAAGAGAGAAGGAUAGAAAAAGGAAGCAUUUUGACCGAAAUCUUAAAAUUUUUGACAAGUUAACAAAUGCAUCAGUUGGGGCAGAGAGUUUAGCUUACUUCUGCCUAAUAAAAAGGGAAAAUGGAGAGGUCCACUAUACAGGUACAGACGAUUUCAUCAAAAAAUUCAAAGAAAAUGAGAGUCUUCUUGAUUUUAAAGACGGAAUGAUAGAGACAAGAAGAGAAUCAUUGCUCCUGAAAUUGAACAAAUCUACUGUUAAAAAACAAGCUGUAGAACCUUCUCCCCUGAAAGCACCAGAGCAGUUCUCAUUUUUGCCAGGUAUAGGCUUAGGUGAAUCCCAAAGGAAGGAAUUGGGAGAAGCUUUUGUAUCUGGUGAAAAUGCAAUUGCUUUGGACAAAGACAGAAUAGCAGAUAUAAAAAAACGUAUAUGGGUUAGGAAAAACAGAGUUAAUCCAAAAGAAAGAGUUGAAACAAGGGGCAGGGGCAGAGGUCGGGGACAGGGCAGAGGGAGAAAGAAAGGCACUGAAUCAAACAAAUAAUCAUUUUUUAUGUACAUCAAGAUAGUGUAGGCUUUUUUCAUCCAUUCAUGAUGUUAAUUAUUACAAAUUGCAAUGUUAAAUGUUUACAAUUUGUGUCUUUUAUGUUCCAAUCAUCAUCAACCCUAGUGAUAUUCCAUAUCUCGUAUAUAUUUCAUUGAUCAUGUUGAUAUUGAGGGCAGUAUUUGCAAAAAUUGUUUAUGAUGUUUUAAUCUUACUUUAAGCAUAAUGAGUAAAAGUCCUCUCAAAUAAAAAAUCACAUUGUCUUGAAUUAACUUGUUGUAGUCUGAUAACGUCAUGAUCACAAAAGAGACAUUUGUACAAUGAUGUCAAUUUUAUAUUUUAAUUUGUAUUUUAUGUACUGAAUAAAUGUGAUUGUCAUAUUCAUUUAUGAUUGAAGUACCAAAUUUGCUGUUUAUAUUAUAAUCUUCCUCCAUUUACCAUGUUUUUGAUUUUGCAUUUGUUAUAAACUACAUGUAUUUUGAUAAAUUUGUUUACAUUUGUUUGAAUUACUAUGAUUUUCAUGUAUUUUGAUAACUGUUUUUUACUUUACAUUGUUUACUUGUUUUACUGUGUGUACAAUAUUUUUGAUAAAUUUAUUUUCUAUAUGCUCCACCCAAUUCUUACUUUGGGAUUAUCCUAAUAUUCAUAUGUUGUACUUAAUCACAAUGUUUACUACUGUUAAUAUUCAUCAUGUACUUGUUUUGUUUUCACCCUGCUUUUCAUACAGUAUUUAAAGUGUUAAGAAAAGAAAAUAAACAUGUUAAUUUAAGGAUCCACGCACCAGUACAUGUAUUAUGAUUGUGUUUGGGAAUGUAAAACUGUAUUGAUUUGAUUUAAUGAUAUGUAUAUAUAUAAAUUUUAAGGAGAGCAACAAAUGUCUAUUUACAAGUUAAGAAGACAUUCUAUGUAAAAACAAUGCAACUAGACAUUCGAGAAAUAAAGAAUUAUAAAUGAAUGCUGCAGUAGUCUCUUCCAUUUUUACCAAGUUUAAUUUUCAUGCUCUGAUUAUUUUUGGAUUAUUAUCAAAUUCUAUAAAAGUUUGGUGAUCCUUACAGUGGGGGUAUGUUUUCUUCAUAUUGUUGUAUUUUUAUAUACAUAUUAAAAAAAUAUUACAUAUCUAACAUGAUUACAUAAUAUGUUGUGUAUCAUACAUGAUUAAGAAUACAAAUGCUUGUUGUUUUGAACUUGCUGUAUGAAUUGAUAUCAAUAAAUUUGUUUACAUGAUG